GUUAGUGCGGGAGAUGCAGUCGUAGCGUCGCGGACGCUCGCUCGGCUCCGUCACAUUAUUCUGAUCAUCGAAACAACCCGCUUCCAAGGAUCGUUCUCACCCUCUCAUCGAGGACAGGCGGAUUAGAGACGUUUUCUCAGUUACGUGGUUUUAUUCGUGGAUGCGUAUGCAUGUGUUCUGCACCGAACGGGCGAAAGAACCGCCCCAGAUCCGCAGCCAAUAUUUUUCAAAUCGGUAAAUCUUCGGUGAGGGAUCCGGAGCGCCGGGAGAGCACCGAGAGCACGCGGAGAGCUCAGCGGGCGAUGGAUGACUGUAGAACGACCGUUCAGGAGUUCAACACUCUUGUGGCUCUCCAUCGUGAGCAGGUCAUCUCCAUAGGGGAGAAUACAAUUGACUGUCCUUCUUUAAGGGCACAGAUGCACAAGACUCGCGUCAAAGGAUGCGCUGUAGCCCAGGUGGCCUAUCAAAACCUCAUCGCAAUCUCUGGGCCAGAGGAUGGUGAAAUCCACCCAGAAAUAUGCAGAUUGUUCAUCCAGCUUCAGUGCUGUCUGGAGAUGUACAUUACAGAGAUGCUUAAAUCUAUGUGUCUGUUGGGUGUUCUGCAGCUCCAUAGGAAAGGUGUUGUGUCAAUACUCGCUUCAGGAAAUGAUGUGUGCCCUGAGCCCAACGUGGACUACAGGGUCGAUGAAAGCUCUGAUGUGCCGAUGCUGGAAGAUCGAUCAUCAUCACCUGUAGAUUUUCCUCAGGAAUCCUGGGUCGUGUGCACAGACAUUGAGAACAUAGAGAGUGAUACGCGAGAAAUGAGGAACCUUCUAAGAAAACUCAGGGAGACAAUGCCUUUGCCACUGAAAAAUCAAGAUGACAGCAGUCUGCUAAAUCUGAGUCCUUAUCCACUGGUGAGGCAGAGGAAGAGGCGAUUCUCCGGGCUUUGUUGCCUUGUGUCUGGCACAAUAACUCUGACCUGUAAUAACAUGUUAUUCAUGUUCUCCCUGUCCACAUUCCCAUGGUCUAAAGCAGGAGCCAAAUGUCAAAGUGAAGACUUCCAGCUGCAGGGGUUUACUGGAAGCAAAGGGGGAUGGACAAAUUCUGUAAAGAGAGUUGUGAGGGAAUUCUUUAAGACAAUUCAUCCAGCUAUCAAGUUCCAACAGGCUUUCUUCUCUAUGGAUCGUACUACCAUUCCCCUUGUCCUACUCUGCACCCUGGCUUCAUUUACUCCCAUUAUGGGAUGUUUCUGUGACCAUUACCCAUGGAGUUCAUGGACCUAUUGCAGCAAUACCUGUAACUAUGGUACCCAAACACGUACAAGGGCUGUACGCCAUGAUGAACACUGGAUCAAAAACAAUUGUGUCCAGUUUUGUCAGACACAUGAGACCAGAGCAUGCAGUGUUGAGGCUUGUCCCAUACACUGUCAGCUGACUGAGUUUGGACCCUGGUCAGAGUGUUCGCCGUGUGCCAAAAAAUCUUUCAGAACCAGGUCUGUUUUGAGGCCAGGUCAGUUUGGGGGGGAGGCCUGUAGUCCAUCUCUUACAGAGGAAAGAGUCUGUCAUCCCUCCAAGGAGUGUGGGAUUGAUCGUGUCAACUGUAAAGACAAGUUCACCUGUGGCAGUGGAAGAUGUAUAAACGCUACUCUGCAGUGCAACAAACAGAACGACUGUGGAGACAACUCUGAUGAGAAAGACUGCGGGCAAACAAAAAGCGUGUGUUCAAGUAACCGGGUAUUUGCUUUCAUUCCUGGAGCAGACCUAAUUGGUCACGGAUUUGAUGCUGCAGCAGAGCAGAUGAGAGGUGCUGUUCUGGACAACUCCUUCAUGGGGGGUGCAUGCACUCUACAAAGACACAGGAGAAACUAUUACAGAAUCCCUGACAACAUUGAGAGAUAUGAAAUCAAGGUAGAAAAUCUUGAGGAUAUUAAAGAGCAAGACAUCAAAUCCCAAAAAGUCAACUUGGCCAAAGACUCACGUAGCCUACUGCUCAAAGAUGCAGUGAAAUCAUCUCAACAAAAGGACUCUGAGUUUUACAGGGUGCAUCAGGUUAUUGCCACAUCAACAUUCAGACUGAAACCCUCUGGCCUCUACUUAGCAGACCAGUUCCUUCAGUUUCUGAACAGUCUGCCACUGGAAUACAACUACGCCCUUUACAGACAGAUCUUCCAGCUUUUUGGGACACAUUAUUUCAGCUCUGGGACAUUAGGGGGGAAGUAUGACCUCCUUUUCCAGUAUGAUCGAGAAGAACUAAAGACCUAUGGACUGACAGAAGUAGACAUGAAUAGUUGCUUUAGCCAAGAUUCCUCCAUCUUUACUAUAUUCUAUAACAGAAAAUCAUUCAGUUCCACAUGUGGGAAACAUUCAAUACAAACCAAAUAUGAAGGGUCAAUUGUAAAAGCAGCAGAGAAGUGUAUCACGUCAGUGCAAGGAGGCAGAGCUGAAUUUACAGCAGCCCUGGCCUGGGAGAAGAGGGGCGUAUCGCCAGACAGCACCACAUACCAGGACUGGGUCAAAUCUACAAUAGACAAUCCAACUGUUAUAGAUUUUGAGCUUUUGCCUUUAGUGAGUCUGGUUCAGGGCUUCCCUUGUGCUGUGACAAAGAGAAGGCAUCUUCAUAAGGCCCUGGAAGAAUAUCAGACCGAAUUUGAUUCCUGCAAAUGUGCCCCCUGCCCAAAUAAUGCUCGGCCUGCUCUUUCUGGAACAGAGUGCAUUUGUAUUUGCCAGACAGGGACCUAUGGAUCAAACUGCGAGAAACGUGCCCGGGACUAUACUACAGAGGAAGUUGAUGGGCACUGGAGUUGCUGGAGCUCUUGGAGUACUUGUGACGCCACUUUGAAGAAGCAUCGCUCACGGACCUGUAACAACCCUGCACCGCAGCGAGGCGGCAGACCCUGCCAAGGCCCUGAGAAACAGGUGGAGGAAUGCACCAUCUCUAUUUUCCAGACGCAAAAUGUGUGCAUUAAUGAUGAUGACUUUGAGACUGAAGGGUCCCGUGAGAGCCAGUUGCCCCCCGGAGCUUCUGGCUGUCCAAAACCCCGUUCACCUGCCAACAGCCACCUGAGGAUCAACAAACGUCAGUAUGAUUAUGGAGAUCACGAGGAAUUUGUCUGCUUCACUGGUUUUAAACUGGAUGGAUACCAGCUCAUUCACUGUUUGCAAGACGGCUCUUGGGAGAAACCAAAGGGACGGUGCAUUAAACAUGUCUGCUCCAAACCCACAGUACCUGAUGGCAUGACGAUAUACCCAGACAAAACGGAGUUUCAAGUAGGAAGUGACAUCAUGCUGGCCUGCUUAGAGAGUGGCAUGAGCCCCUCAGGGCGUCAAUAUUACACGUGUGGGAAGAGUCUUGUUUGGGAGCCAAGCAUCCCACAAGACAUAAACUGCAAGAUUGAUAAACCCUUUGUACCAGACAGCAGCUGUGAACCUGGAGAGAUGCAUGAUGGGACUAAAUGCACAUGCAUGUCCAAAGAGAGAUGCAGAAAUUACAGAGCAGAUUUGUGUGUCUUUGACGCUGACAAGGAGACUGUCAUUAUGACGUCCCUCUGUGCUUUUCAUGCUGACCGUUGUCAUGGAGAAAGAUUAUACUUUAUGAACAAUGGACCAUGCAAAACCGACGCAGUCAGUCUGGACUGGGCCAAAUUCAGGGCCAAUGUAUCUGAGCAGAGCUCGGUGCGGGAACCCUGCGGUUCAGACACCUGUUACGAAUGGGAGACCUGCUCAGAAUCAAAAACAUGCGAGUGCAAAAUCCCCAGAGAAUGUUCCAAAGAUGGGAAGCAAAUGUACUGCUUGAAAAUUGUGAGAACGCAAAGAACAACGAGCUUGAAUCUGUGCUUCAUGGCUGCCAUGAAGUGCAGCAAGAUGGAGUUUGAGCUUCUGCACGAAGGUCCUUGUGCAAGUUCUUAAUUGUGCACCAAUUUCAUAGACAUUUUCACAGCUGAAAGGCUCACACAUUAUUGAUUUGUACAGAUAACCCAUUGUUGUUUUAUAGUCACACACAGCAUGCUAUGCAGUUAUUCUUUGAGCUGGCAGAAUAUUGAUGUGGAACUUCACAAUAAAACAUUAUCAGACUUUCAG
Messenger RNA from Carassius auratus (goldfish), 4058 nucleotides. RefSeq names its product complement component C6-like. Gene Ontology annotation, biological process: complement activation. Gene Ontology annotation, molecular function: protein binding. The coding region runs from base 171 to 3887 and encodes 1238 amino acids. The transcript is spliced from 24 exons. Gene Ontology annotation, cellular component: membrane attack complex. Lineage: Eukaryota; Metazoa; Chordata; Actinopteri; Cypriniformes; Cyprinidae. The record is from RefSeq and is a predicted model, not a curated record.